This is a messenger RNA of Benincasa hispida (wax gourd), 1437 nucleotides long. It is a transcript of the gene C-NAD-MDH2, whose product is annotated as Lactate/malate dehydrogenase family protein. Gene Ontology annotation, biological process: malate metabolic process. Lineage: Eukaryota; Viridiplantae; Streptophyta; Magnoliopsida; Cucurbitales; Cucurbitaceae. Gene Ontology annotation, molecular function: L-malate dehydrogenase (NAD+) activity. The record is from RefSeq and is a predicted model, not a curated record.
UUCUUCACGCCAAUAAAUAUCGCUUCCUCUUCCACAAUUUUCUCUCUACUCUUCCAUUGAUUCUCCUUCAUUUUCUCCUCCGAUUCUUCAUCUUUCUCUCCUCCUCGAUCUUCGUCAGCCAUGGCACAAGAACCUGUUAGAGUCCUUGUCACUGGAGCUGCAGGACAAAUCGGAUAUGCUCUUGUGCCUAUGAUUGCCAGAGGAGUAUUACUAGGACCCAACCAACCUGUCAUCUUGCACAUGCUUGAUAUCCCACCUGCUGCAGAGUCUUUGAAUGGUGUAAAGAUGGAGUUGGUGGAUGCUGCUUUCCCACUCCUUAAAGGUGUUGUUGCUACAACUGAUGUGGUUGAGGCUUGCACCGGUGUCAGUAUUGCUAUUAUGGUUGGUGGAUUCCCAAGGAAAGAGGGUAUGGAAAGAAAAGACGUGAUGUCCAAAAAUGUCUCAAUUUACAAGGCUCAGGCUUCUGCUCUUGAAAAGCACGCUGCUGCCAACUGUAAGGUCUUGGUUGUUGCUAACCCAGCAAACACUAAUGCAUUGAUCUUGAAGGAGUUUGCUCCUUCCAUCCCGGAGAAAAAUAUUUCUUGCUUGACGAGAUUGGAUCACAACAGGGCAUUGGGCCAAAUUUCAGAGAGGUUGAAUGUUCAAGUAUCUGAUGUUAAGAAUGUUAUCAUCUGGGGUAACCAUUCAUCAACUCAAUACCCUGACGUCAACCAUGCUACUGUUAAGUUACCAUCUGGGGAGGAGAAAUCUGUCCGUGAGCUUGUUGCUGAUGAUGAAUGGUUGAAUGGAGAGUUUAUUAGUACUGUUCAACAACGUGGUGCUGCAAUCAUCAAAGCCCGGAAGCUCUCAAGUGCACUGUCAGCUGCUAGUGCAGCUUGCGAUCACAUUCGUGAUUGGGUGCUUGGAACUCCAGAGGGCACCUGGGUUUCCAUGGGAGUUUAUUCUGAUGGAUCAUACAAUGUACCAGCUGGACUGAUCUACUCAUUCCCCGUCACCUGCCGUAACGGUGAAUGGUCAAUUGUGCAAGGACUUUCGGUUGAUGAAUUCUCUAGGAAGAAACUGGACUUGACUGCCGAGGAGUUGACGGAGGAAAAGGCGUUGGCUUACUCGUGCCUGUCCUAAAUUAUUGUCCCCUUCUUCACGUUGGUAGUAAGGUGGCUCUUAAUUUACGUACUUUUUUUUUUUGAGUGGCUACAGUUUUGAUUGAAUAAUGCCAUUGUUAAGAAGAGCUAUAGGAAGCAGUGAAUCAGGACAAUAUCAUCUGCUUCUGUUUAUGUAUUUCCAUUUUAUCGAGGAUUUUUCGUUUCCUUACCGCUUCAGCCGGCAAUGAAACCAUCAUCAACUGCCUGUGUCUAUGAUGAAUUUUACAUCAGUUUUGUUGAUUGGAUUCACAUAUUUUUAUUAACAUUCACCCACCAGAAUAAUUUUCUUCUCCAA